UCUUCUCUUCCGUUAGAUUAGGUUCAUACUCAAUUGAUUUGAUCCUUCUUUGCUUUCACGCUUUCAAGUUGCGAAGUUUUAAUUCGCUCAGAAUAUGCCUGAAGUGGAUAGUUCCUCCACCAAACCCCCUCAAAUCUCCGAGAUGUUCCAGAAAUUUGCCCUCGCUUUCAAGACCAAAACCUUCGAGUUCUUCGCCGACGAAGAUCAGGCCGCCGGCGCCGCAGGUGAAGACUCCGAUGGCUUCUCCCUCUUGGAUUCUGCCGAAGAUUUCAUCACCGACCAGAAAGUUGUGGUCAUCAAACCAGAUCCAGCCUGCAAUUUCUCUCCCGAAACGACGCCGUCUCCGCCUGAGCCGCCUAUAGCGAAGCCUGCGGGUGAGAGCCCGGUGAAGAAGUUGGAGCAAACUGAGAAAUUAUUGUCGCCGGCUCAACAAGCGGCAGUGACGAAGUCAUUGAGCGAGAGUGAGAUCAGAGCAUUGAAUACUCAGAUGAUGCACACGGUGAUUUCCUCGAUCUUCGCUACGGUUUCGUCAUUUGAAGCUUCGUAUGUUCAGUUGCAGACUGCUCAUGUUCCGUUUAUUGAGGAAAAUGUGAAGGCGGCUGAUAGAGUUUUGGUUUCACACCUUGAGAGACUAUCCGAAUUCAAAAAAUUCUUUAGAGAUUGGCAAAGGAGUCCUGAUUUUGAUUCUGAAUUUCCUAUCAGGUCUUGCUUAGGAGCUCAGGUGGAAGAAAAUCAGAACAAGCUGCGGACUCUGGGGACUGUUUCGAACCGCUUACAGUCAGAGCUUGAACAAAAACAUGAUGAGGUUUCGGUUCUAAGGAAAAAGUUGGACGAGAUUCAAAAGACUAAUGUCAAGUUGUCCAAGAAGUUAUGCGGUAACUUGAAUUCUUCUAAUGAUGUUUUGCUAACCGUAAGAGUGUUUGAUUCGGUCUUGCAUGAUGCUUCUAGGGAAACUCACAAAUUUACUAAGAUAUUGAUUAGUUUGAUGAGAAAAGCUGGGUGGAACUUGGAUGUAGUGGCCAACGCAGUUCAUCCAAACAUCAACUAUGCAAAGAAAGGGCAUAAUCAGUUUGCUCUUUUGUCAUAUGUAUGUUUAGUGAUGUUUCAAGGUUUUGAUUUGGAAGAUUUUGGGAUGAAUUCCGGUGAACCCAUGUCAGAUGGCCAUGAUUUAGAUUCAGAAAAUAAAAGUAGGUUUUUGAAGCAACUGCUUGAGCAUGUAUCCAGCAAUCCAAUGGAGUUGCUUAGCAUCCAUCCUACUUGCGAGUUUUCAAAAUUUUGCGAGCAGCAAUACGAGAGACUUGUCCAUCCUACGAUGGAAUCAUCCAUUUUCAUUGAUUUGGAUGGAAAUGAAACGGUACUGAAGUCAUGGAGGUCAAUAAGCAUGUUCUAUGAUGCUUUUGUUAGAAUGGCUAGCGCCAUAUGGACACUUCAUAAGUUAUCCCAUGCCUUUGAUCCCGUGGUAGAAAUUUUUCAAGUGCAGAGAGAUGUAGACUUCUCAAUGGUAUACAUGGAGGAUGUUACAAGGAGAGUUACUUGGCCAAAUAAAAGAAGGGCAAAAGUGGGAUUCACAGUGGUUCCAGGAUUUAAAAUCGGGGAGAUAGUUAUUCAAUCACAGGUUUAUCUGAAUGACUUGAAAUGUACAGAGUAGUAUAAGUAGUUGUUCUUGUUCAAGAUAUGCUAUCAGAUGAGACUGUAUUUGUAAGGUACCAAACCUGUUGGCGGCUCUGGCAGUGUAUACCUUGUUCGCUUUUCAUUGUAAGUGAAAUCCACUAACUUUCCUGGAAUUUAUACCAAGAAGAUGCCUGUUACAGAUUGAGAAAGAAACGCUAUGUAUGCCAGAAGAAGAUGUUUGGUUCUUCUGCUGCUGUAGUGGGAACAAGGCAAGUUGUGACAAGUCUUCCCGUCUAUUUGUUGUUAAAACUCAUGUGCAAUAGGUAGCCUGCGGACACUUCCCUUGUUUUAUCUUUCUUUUCUGUUUGUCAGUUUUGUUUUGCUGUUUAUAGGUUAGUUGUGUAGAGCUCUGUGUACAGAAUACUACCCCGUUUCUGGGGACUAUGAAAGCUGAUCAGUCAAUUGUGUAUCUAUC
Neltuma alba is the source of this 2086-nucleotide messenger RNA. Its product is annotated as protein GRAVITROPIC IN THE LIGHT 1. The record is from RefSeq and is a predicted model, not a curated record. NCBI's taxonomy places the organism in Eukaryota, Viridiplantae, Streptophyta, Magnoliopsida, Fabales, Fabaceae. The coding region runs from base 95 to 1648 and encodes 517 amino acids. Gene Ontology annotation, biological process: response to red or far red light; negative gravitropism. The transcript has a single exon.